AUGACCGUCCACAUGGAGCCCCUCGAUCAUCACGACGAGGCCCACGAUGAUUCUGUUGACCUGGUCUACUCUGUCGACGGCGUCUCUAUCAACGACUUCACUCCUUCUCUGCCAUCGCUCGUCAACCGCCUACCCGAAUCCGACGCUCGCAGCGUCAGCACUGUUGGUUCCACUGAUGGCGACACAAUCAGCGACCACGCCAGCGAUGCCGACUACGAUGAGAUUUCCUACAACGAAAUCCCCGCUCUCGCUGGUCGUACUCGCGAUCAGAGAAGCGAGCCGUCUGAUGAAGAGAUGGAGGCUGUCAUGAUGAGUGACAGAACCAUCGUUCCUCACACACCUACCAUGGCUCAGCGUAUGCCACACCUCUCUUCGGAGUCUAUUACCAAGCCUGAUACCAUGCCUGAGCACGUCCGUCUCAUUGGUAUGUCCCUGGCCGAGAAGCCCUACCAGCUUCCUGACCGCCCUCUUCGCUUGGUCUACCUGGGUGAUGCUCUGAACACCAACAUGGUUGUCCUCACUAUCAUGGCCAAAGCCUAUGGUGCCCUGACCGGCUGUUCUUACGGCAAGGAGGCUAUUCUAGACGCAGCAGCCAGCGAUCCCACGGACCGUAGUGACGACGUCUUCCGCACCCUCGCCAAUCUACGUACACCUGUCGAGAUGAUUCGCGCUAAUCAAUACAGCCCCAAUGCUGAGACUGGUCCAGCAAUCAUGACAAUGGACAGGCAGAAAUUCGAUCUUGAGGUCCUGAGACCCGACUUGGUAGUCCUUCACCACGCCGACCCUGACUACGCUUGGCUCCCGUUCAUCAAGAUGGUGGCUAUGCACGGUAUACCAGUUGUGGAAAUCCAGGAUGAGCUACGCCUUAACACUGUUAAAGUCGGAAGCCCGGUAUGUGUUGUCACACAGACGGUUCAGGGCAACCACUGUCUUCGUCUUUCCCUUGUGUCGAGCUCCGAAGACAGGGACGAGGAUGCGGUGUCCUCAGUCAAGGAAGUGCCUUUGUCACAGGACGCUUUCUAUGCUUUGAAUGACGAUGUUCUGAGCCGUCACGUUGCCUUCCUCACUGACAGGGCCACGAAGCUCGAGGAGACUAAGGAAAACACGAAGGAUAUGGAGAUGUGUGUUCAUCCCGCAAAGCAGUCGGAGUCACCUAAACUGAUGUCGCUCCUCACUUCCUUCUUCACCAAGACCGCCGGCAAGAGUCUCUUAGCACUGCUCAUGCUCUUCUUCGCCACCAGCUUGCAAGUCUACUUCCUUCGUCAGGAGAGCCCUGCCUCAGAGUUGGCCACUCGUACACCUGUGCUCCAAGCAGCUUUGCACAACUCCGGAUUUGCCAAAGUCAAUGCAACCGACAUCCUUCGCUACCCUGUCACCACCAGCAUCGUUGGCAACUCGACCACGACUGCCGUCGCUUUCCCCACGGCUGUUCACGUUCAUGUUGCCAAGUCUGAUCAGCUUCUCGUCUCCCUUCCCAAGGCUUACUGGAAGUCUGGUCAGAUCGGUGUCUUCAAGAACGGCAAGCCUUUGAGUAAUGUCAGCAACACCAGAGUCAUCGACGGAGUGCUCGCAAUUUCGUUGCCUCCAUCUGAUGCACAUGGUCAGAUCCAGAUCAGCGUCAUCUCAACAAAUGUGCCUCUCCGUAACGAGACCGUCAAGGUCGACCUUGGCAACCGUCUCCUCCAGCGUGCCACCUACGAGAAUGCCGCAAAGGGUGUCCAGCAGGAUGUCACUGUAGUCCACAAUGCGGCCAAGCUUGCUCAAGCCAAGGUCGUCUCUGAUGUUCACUCCGUCUUCAACAUGUCGGCUUACUGCAUCAGAGCCUUUGGCAGUAACAUCCUGGAAGGUGUCAAGUCUACUGGUAACGCUAUCGGAUCCAUGUCGAACCACACGACUCAUGGCUUGUCUUACAUGGGCGGUCUUACCUACAACAAGACCUCAGAUCUUGGUUCUUUCGUCAAGAGCGCUAUCCCCCAGAGACGUCACUGGAUCAGAGCUCGCAACAACGCUCUCAAGAUCAGAACAAGACUACUCCGCAAGUCUACCGCUCCCAAGCAGAUUGCUGACAAGCCACACCGUGGAAUUUCUGAAGUCUUGUCGUCCCUGAAGACUCAGUUCGCAGAGCUUCAGAAGCAGUUCCCCAGCUUCAAUGCUCUUAAGAGAUCAACUCCCUCCGAGCAGCGCAGCAAAGCUUCCCAAACAGCCAGCAAGGUCAAGUUGAACGUCGAGACAGUCGUCCGGCCCAAGAUGAGGAAGACUGCUUCCUCGGCUACUGACACAGUCAAGAUCAUCAAGGCUCACAAGCGGUCCAAGGGCACUGGCAAGAAGCUCAAGUCAUAG
Messenger RNA from Aureobasidium namibiae CBS 147.97, 2340 nucleotides. RefSeq lists its product as uncharacterized. The coding region runs from base 1 to 2340 and encodes 779 amino acids. The transcript has a single exon. The record is from RefSeq and is a predicted model, not a curated record. NCBI's taxonomy places the organism in Eukaryota, Fungi, Ascomycota, Dothideomycetes, Dothideales, Saccotheciaceae.